This is a messenger RNA of Condylura cristata (star-nosed mole), 1306 nucleotides long. RefSeq names its product DNA meiotic recombinase 1 (gene DMC1). Gene Ontology annotation, molecular function: single-stranded DNA binding; ATP-dependent DNA damage sensor activity; ATP binding. NCBI's taxonomy places the organism in Eukaryota, Metazoa, Chordata, Mammalia, Eulipotyphla, Talpidae. The record is from RefSeq and is a predicted model, not a curated record. Gene Ontology annotation, biological process: DNA strand invasion; DNA recombinase assembly; reciprocal meiotic recombination. The transcript is spliced from 14 exons. Gene Ontology annotation, cellular component: nucleus; condensed nuclear chromosome. The coding region runs from base 86 to 1108 and encodes 340 amino acids.
GGUGGCAGAGAUUCACCUUAGAGAUCCCAGGGAGACUGUGGGUACGAGGUGGACUUGGCUGUUUUUCUGCUGCUCGCCUUCCACUAUGAAGGAAGACCAAGUUGUACUGGAAGAACCAGGUUUCCAGGAUGAAGAGGAAUCUUUGUUUCAAGACAUUGACCUAUUACAAAAACAUGGAAUUAAUGUGGCUGACAUUAAGAAACUAAAGUCAGUAGGCAUCUGUACCAUCAAAGGGAUACAAAUGACAACAAGAAGAGCCCUGUGCAAUGUCAAAGGGCUUUCAGAAGCAAAAGUGGACAAGAUUAAAGAGGCAGCCAACAAACUUAUUGAACCAGGGUUCUUGACCGCAUUUGAGUAUAGCGAGAAGAGGAAGAUGGUUUUCCAUAUCACCACUGGGAGCCAGGAAUUUGAUAAGUUGCUGGGAGGUGGAAUUGAAAGCAUGGCAAUCACAGAAGCUUUUGGAGAGUUUCGCACUGGAAAAACCCAGCUCUCUCAUACCCUCUGUGUGACAGCUCAACUUCCAGGAGCAAGUGGCUACCCAGGAGGAAAGAUUAUCUUCAUUGAUACAGAAAAUACUUUCCGUCCAGAUCGCCUCCGGGACAUUGCAGAUCGCUUCAAUGUAGACCACGACGCAGUGCUGGACAAUGUGCUCUAUGCCCGGGCUUACACCAGUGAACAUCAGAUGGAGCUGCUAGAUUAUGUAGCAGCAAAGUUCCAUGAAGAAGCUGGCAUUUUCAAGCUACUGAUUAUUGAUUCAGUAAUGGCACUGUUUCGAGUGGAUUUCAGUGGUCGUGGGGAGUUGGCUGAACGACAGCAAAAGUUGGCUCAGAUGUUGUCACGACUCCAAAAAAUCUCAGAAGAAUACAAUGUGGCUGUGUUUGUGACCAAUCAAAUGACUGCUGAUCCAGGCGCAACAAUGACUUUUCAGGCAGACCCCAAAAAACCCAUCGGGGGACACAUUCUGGCUCAUGCUUCAACGACAAGAAUAAGCUUGAGAAAGGGAAGAGGAGAACUCAGAAUUGCCAAGAUAUAUGACAGCCCUGAGAUGCCUGAAAAUGAAGCCACCUUCGCAAUAACUGCUGGAGGAAUCGGGGAUGCCAAGGAGUAGGUGGAGAAUUGAUGCAAAUUGCUUCUUAGUGCUUAUUAGGAGCUGAAGAAAUAGAAAAGUAGUCUCAAAUUUCAGAUCCUCAAGUAAGAGUUUGUUUUUUUCACGUGUUAUUAAAGGAAAGUCAGCAAGAGAUUGAAAUCUUAAAUUUAUCUUAAAAGUCCUUGAUUUAUAAUAACUAUACAUGUUAAUUCAGGAAUA